GCGGACGGUUCAGAGCGGUCUUCUUUUUUGGAGUUUUCAACUGGCUGGGUUGAGCACCACAGAGCAGACAGACAGGCUGUGUGAAAAAGGAAAGCUAAUUAUGAAUAAACCAUUUAAAUAGACUCACAUUCACUGAACAUUUAGUGUAGCAGUUAGCAGUGUUAUUAUUAUUAUUAUUAUUUUUAUUACCUUUUAUUUAACCAGGCAAGUCAGUUUUAAGAACAACUUCUUAUUUACAAUGACGGUCUACUCCGGCCAAACCCAGACGACGCCGAAUUGUGCACCGCCAUAUAGGUAAUCAGGUCGUGACUACAACUACAUUAUUACGUCUUUAAAACUACACUGUGUUGCUACAUUGUCAGCAGAUGGCGGUCUGAAACUUUAAGGCGAUGCUGCUGGUGUGACGUAUAAUGUAGUGGACGGAACGCUUCUUUCAACAGCAGCAACAGUUUGUGAGACACCUCGGUAGCUUGAUAGACAACAGAGACGAACCACUAAAGCUCUUUAGACGCUUUAGUGUAUAUUAGCCACUGUAUUUUAAACACACUUCUGUCGUCUUGUUAGUUAUCCACUUUAAUGUCAUAUUUGCGGUGUUGUUAUUAGUCAGCUGGUUAAGUUAGCAUUAGCAUAGCUAGCUAACAUCUCCGACAUGAGUUCACUAAACUACUCUCCUCCUGAUAAAGAAGAGGAGGUCUGCUGGACGGAUGAAGAAGCUCUCAUGAAAGAGGAAGAGGAGGCUGUUACAAUACAAAAACAAGUAGAGGGUGAGGCUGUUACGGUGAAAGAAGAAGAGAAAGACGUUUCAGUGAAAGAAGAGGAAGAUGCGUUCAGAGUGAAAGAGGAGGAUGUUACAGUAAAAGAAGAGGAGGAAGAUAAAGAGGAGAUGACUGUCACGUCGAAAAAGGAGGAGGAAGAAGAGGAGGAAACUGGAUAUCUGGGCCCGGAUUCCCAAACGCAUCUUAAGGCAUCCAAUGGUUCUAAUGAUGAAUUUAGCCGUAAGAUGGUUUUGAGAAACCGUUCCCUGAUUAACACUAGAGAGAGACGUGACCAUCGUGGAUCCACUGGGGAGCCUCAACAACCUCAUGAAGCUGAAGAGGCAGACAGGAAUCUCUCCACAUCAGAACAUCUCAGGCGGAAACCCACAGGGAAGAAAUCUCUCCACUGCUCUGACUGUGGGAAGAGUUACUCAAUAUCAGGUUCACUGAAAGUGCACCAGAGAUUUCACACAGAAGAGACAUCUCACUGCUGCUCUGACUGUUGGAAGAGAUUCACCUCUUCAGCAGAGCUCAAAAGACAUCAGAGAAUCCACACAGGAGGGAAACGUAAUAGCUGUGAUCAAUGUGGGAAGAGUUUUAAUGCUCCAAGCAGCCUGAAAACACACCAGAGAAUACACACAGGAAAGAAACCUUAUAGCUGCUCUGACUGUGGGAACACCUUUUCAAAACUAUAUACAUUACAAUCACACCAGAGAAUUCACACUGGAGAGAAACCCCAUAGCUGUGAUCAAUGUGGGAAGAGUUUUACAACAUCUAGUCAUCUGACUAUUCACCAGAGAACACACACAGGAGAGAAACCUUAUAGCUGUGAUCAAUGUGGGAAGACAUUUUCCAAAUUAUAUACAUUACAAUCACACCAGAGAAUUCACACUGGAGAGAAACCUCAUAGCUGUGAUAAAUGUGGGAAGAGUUUUACUACAUCUAGCAAUCUGACUAUUCACCAGAGAACACACACAGGAGAGAAACCUCAUGGCUGUGAUCAAUGUGGGAAGAGUUUUACUACAUCUAGCAUUCUGACUAUUCACCAGAGAACACACACAGGAGAGAAACCGUAUAGCUGUAAUCAAUGUGGGAAGAGUUUUGUUACAUCCAGCAAUCUGACUAUUCACCAGAGAACACACACAGGAGAGAAACCAUAUAGCUGUAAUCAAUGUGGAAAGUGUUUUGCUCAUGCAGGCAACCUGGUAGCACACCUGAGAAUACACACUGGAGAGAAACCUUAUAGCUGUGAUCAAUGUGGGAAGAGUUUUACUUCAUCUAGCCAUCUGACUACACACCAGAGAACACACAGGAGAGAAACCUCAUAGCUGUCAUCAAUGUUGGAAGAGAUACUCUGAUAAAAGAUCUGUCAUUUAAACAUCAGAAAAUACAUUUAUGAAGGAGUUGUUUCAUGAUAUCAAUGAAAAAUGUCACAAUGUAGAAUAUUUUAACAUUGUAGUAGGAGUGUUCUAAUGAUGUCACAAUGUAGAAUGUUUUAACAUUGUAGUAGGAGUAUUCUAAUGAUGUCACAAUUUAGAAUGUUUUAACAUUGUAGUAGGAGUGUUCUAAUGAUGUCACAAUGUAGAAUGUUUUAAAAUCACAGGAGUAUUUGAAUUAAUAUCACAAUAUACAAUUUUUUAAACAUUGUAGUAAUGUAACCUUUAUUUAACUAGGCAAGUCAGUUAAGAACAAAGUCUUAUUUACAAUGGCAAAAAGACGUUGACAAUAAGACCAGACCCGACAUCCAAUAUGGUCGGUUUUGGUUGAAAGUUGAAAAGACGUCUUCUUCGGGUGCUUGCGCUCAGCGAUUUGAAAACAACUUAAUUUCAACGUACUUGCAGCCUAUACACAUGGACUAUCAAAAAUUGGUCUAUGAACAAUUUUAUUGACCGUCAUAUCACUCCAGUAUACACACUAUUUCUUGACAACAUUCAAGUGCUAAUUGUCUUUAUUCCACUACUGAAGAAGCAUGUCCCAAAUCACCUCAUAUUUCAAACAUUCAGCCUGACAAAAUAUACAUGUUUUAUUAUUCCAUGCCUCACCAUUAAGUUCAUUAUUGCCACUACAUAUUAACAAAGGGGUGAACAUUUGGUUUUGAUAUUUCAUAUUUUAAAUGUAACAUUUUCAACUAACUUGACAAUUUUUUAGGUACAAUUAUAUUGUUUACAAAGACUGUAGUAUAAAACAAGCUUAUAUUUCUGGUUGGAUAUUACAUCCUAUUCUUACUAUUUUAAUCAAUGUCAUUUCCUUAGAAUGAUCAUUAGUCUUUCAGCUUGUUAUUCUAUAGUUUUAAUGUCAUUUCCUUAGAAUGAUCAUUAGUCUUUCAGCUUGUUAUUCUAUAGUUUUAAUGUCAUUUCCUUAGGAUGCUCAUUAGUCUUUCAGUUUGUUAUUCUAUAGUUUUAAUGUCAUUUCCUUAGGAUGCUCAUUAGUCUUUCAGCUUGUUAUUCUAUAGUUUUAAUGUCAUUUCCUUAGGAUGCUCAUUAGUCUUUCAGCUUGUUAUUCUAUAGUUUUAAUUUCAUUUCCUUAGGAUGCUCAUUAGUCUUUCAGCUUGUUAUUCUAUAGUUUUAAUGUCAUUUCCUUAGGAUGAUCAUUAGUCUUUCAGCUUGUUAUUCUAUAGUUUUAAUGUCAUUUCCUUAGGAUGAUCAUUAGUCUUUCAGCUUGUUAUUCUAUAGUUUUAAUGUCAUUUCCUUAGGAUGCUCAUUAGUCUUUCAGUUUGUUAUUCUAUAGUUUUAAUGUCAUUUCCUUAGGAUGCUCAUUAGUCUUUCAGCUUGUUAUUCUAUAGUUUUAAUGUCAUUUCCUUAGGAUGCUCAUUAGUCUUUCAGCUUGUUAUUCUAUAGUUUUAAUGUCAUUUCCUUAGGAUGCUCAUUAGUCUUUCAGCUUGUUAUUCUAUAGUUUUAAUUUCAUUUCCUUAGGAUGCUCAUUAGUCUUUCAGCUUGUUAUUCUAUAGUUUUAAUGUCAUUUCCUUAGGAUGAUCAUUAGUCUUUCAGCUUGUUAUUCUAUAGUUUUAAUGUCAUUUCCUUAGGAUGAUCAUUAGUCUUUCAGCUUGUUAUUCUAUAGUUUUAACGUCAUUUCCUUAGGAUGCUCAUUAGUCUUUCAGUUUGUUAUUCUAUAGUUUUAAUGUCAUUUCCUUAGGAUGAUCAUUAGUCUUUCAGCUUGUUAUUCUAUAGUUUUAAUGUCAUUUCCUUAGGAUGCUCAUUAGUCUUUCAGCUUGUUAUUCUAUAGUUUUAAUGUCAUUUCCUUAGGAUGCUCAUUAGUCUUUCAGCUUGUUAUUCUAUAGUUUUAAUGUCAUUUCCUUGGGAUGCUCAUUAGUCUUUCAGCUUGUUAUUCUAUAGUUUUAAUGUCAUUUCCUUAGGAUGCUCAUUAGUCUUUCAGUUUGUUAUUCUAUAGUUUUAAUGUCAUUUCCUUAGGAUGAUCAUUAGUCUUUCAGUUUGUUAUUCUAUAGUUUUAAUGUCAUUUCCUUAGGAUGCUCAUUAGUCUUUCAGCUUGUUAUUCUAUAGUUUUAAUGUCAUUUCCUUAGAAUGAUCAUUAGUCUUUCAGCUUGUUAUUCUAUAGUUUUAAUGUCAUUUCCUUAGGAUGCUCAUUAGUCUUUCAGUUUGUUAUUCUAUAGUUUUAAUGUCAUUUCCUUAGUUUUAAUGUCAUUUCCUUAGGAUGCUCAUUAGUCUUUCAGCUUGUUAUUCUAUAGUUUUAAUGUCAUUUCCUUAGGAUGCUCAUUAGUCUUUCAGUUUGUUAUUCUAUAGUUUUAAUGUCAUUUCCUUAGGAUCCUCAUUAGUCUUUCAGCUUGUUAUUCUAUAGUUUUAAUGUCAUUUCCUUAGGAUGCUCAUUAGUCUUUCAGUUUGUUAUUCUAUAGUUUUAAUCGUCUUAUGUUUGUUGUGUAGUACAUAUUAAAGGUUUGAUUUUCAUAGUGAU
Oncorhynchus keta (chum salmon) is the source of this 4661-nucleotide messenger RNA. RefSeq names its product zinc finger protein 501-like. Gene Ontology annotation, molecular function: DNA-binding transcription factor activity; RNA polymerase II cis-regulatory region sequence-specific DNA binding. The transcript has 3 exons. The coding region runs from base 650 to 2083 and encodes 477 amino acids. Gene Ontology annotation, biological process: regulation of transcription by RNA polymerase II. NCBI's taxonomy places the organism in Eukaryota, Metazoa, Chordata, Actinopteri, Salmoniformes, Salmonidae. The record is from RefSeq and is a predicted model, not a curated record.